Oryza brachyantha (malo sina) is the source of this 902-nucleotide messenger RNA. RefSeq names its product ERI1 exoribonuclease 3-like. The annotation marks the transcript as partial. Gene Ontology annotation, biological process: exonucleolytic trimming to generate mature 3'-end of 5.8S rRNA from tricistronic rRNA transcript (SSU-rRNA, 5.8S rRNA, LSU-rRNA). The transcript has a single exon. NCBI's taxonomy places the organism in Eukaryota, Viridiplantae, Streptophyta, Magnoliopsida, Poales, Poaceae. Gene Ontology annotation, molecular function: zinc ion binding; 3'-5'-RNA exonuclease activity; nucleic acid binding. The record is from RefSeq and is a predicted model, not a curated record.
AUACUAGGCACUGUGUAAUUGUAUAGAUGUAUACCGCGGCGAGCGGCGCCGGCGGCGGCAACCAUGGCGUCGCCGGAGUCCAGCUCCAGGAAUUCGCCUACUUCGUGGUCAUCGACUUGGAGGCGACCUGCGAGAGGGGCAGGAGUAUAUAUCCACAGGAGGUCUUCGAGUUAGCCUCCGUCAUCGUCGACGGCGCCACCGGCGAGCAGCUCGCGGAGGCGUUCCGCGCGUACGUCCGGCCGGUGCACCACCCGACGCUCACCGGGUACUGCAGGGAGCUCACCGGCAUCGAGCAGGCCGACGUCGACGCCGGCGUGCUGCUCGCGGACGCGCUGCGCGCGCACGACGCGUGGCUGGCGGCGAGGGGCGUCAAGAACGCCGCCGGCGGUGGGUUCGCCGUGGUGACGUGGGGCGACUGGGACUGCCGCACCAUGCUGGAGGGGGAGUGCCGGUUCAAGGGCAUCGACGACAAGCCGGAGUACUUCGACCGGUGGAUCAACCUCAAGCAAGUGUUCGGCAGCGCCGGUGCCGGUGGCGACACCCGCCGGGUUGGCCUGGAGGAGGCUGUCACGAUGGCAGGGCUAGCAUUCUAGGGGCGGCCGCACAGCGGGCUCGACGACGCGCGCAACACGGCGCGCCUCCUCGCCCUCCUGAUGCGCCGAGGGGUCAGGCUCGCCGUCACCGGCUCGCUGCCGCCACGGCCGCCGCCGCAGGUCGGCGCCGGGACGGAGGUGGAGGGAGUAGCUGGUGGCGCGCACGUACGCUACUGCCACUGCGGCGUGGCGAUCAGGGCGGGCGUGUCGCGGAGGCCGGGGCCGACGCAGGGGCGGCGCUUCUUCGGCUGCGGCAGGUGGACGCCGGCGAGAGGUGCAGUGUGCUCCUACUUUGUAUGGGAGGACGAC